CGCAGGCGCGUUGCACCCGCACUUCCGGGAGGUCACUUCCUCCCCCGUCGCCUAGCAACGGCUGGAAGCGUUGCUGACUUCCCGGGCAGCGGUGACGCCGGACUGAGCCGCGUUUCGCACGAUGGCGGAGGUGGAAGAAACCCUAAAGAGGAUCCAGAGCCAUAAAGGGGUGAUGGGAACUAUGGUCGUGAAUGCAGAAGGCAUUCCUAUCCGAACAACCUUGGACAACUCGACGACGGUUCAGUACGCGGGUCUUCUUCAUCAGCUGACAAUGAAAGCCAAGAGCACGGUCCGUGACAUUGAUCCUCAGAAUGACCUCACCUUUCUCAGGAUCAGGUCAAAGAAACAUGAAAUCAUGGUAGCCCCAGAUAAGGAAUAUCUUCUGAUCGUCAUUCAGAAUCCAUGUGAAUAGACCUGCUACGGCCCAUCCUGUCCUGUGAUGCCCAGUUGCAAAUGCUUUAUUUACUCCUUAGUUAUUACCAAGAUUAUAUUCCAAUCUGAUCUUUCAGACAUUAUUUACCAUUUUCACAAACUAUUCUGCACGUCUCAUUUAGUCCCUUUCAAAUGUAUCGUAAAGCUGUGAUUUAGUGAUGUAAUAAAUGAAUUCUGGUA
This is a messenger RNA of Felis catus (domestic cat), 612 nucleotides long. It is a transcript of the gene DYNLRB2, whose product is annotated as dynein light chain roadblock-type 2. Gene Ontology annotation, molecular function: dynein intermediate chain binding. Gene Ontology annotation, biological process: microtubule-based movement. The coding region runs from base 122 to 412 and encodes 96 amino acids. The record is from RefSeq and is a predicted model, not a curated record. The transcript has 4 exons. Gene Ontology annotation, cellular component: cytoplasm; centrosome; cytoplasmic dynein complex. NCBI's taxonomy places the organism in Eukaryota, Metazoa, Chordata, Mammalia, Carnivora, Felidae.